UACGGUCCAGAUCAUAUCUAAGGUACUCAACAAUGAGUCGCCGCCGGUGACGCCCGUUAGAAUUGAAACUAAGAAAUUAGAGUUACCAUUCUUCUCGACAGAUUUUGAAUUUCAAAAUUUCCUCCAUCUCUUCAGGAUAUACUCUGUGUUUUUCGUUCUCCAUUUUUUGCGAGUUUUUUUGUUCUUUGCGAUGAAUUGAAGUCUGAAGAAUGUUGUUGUUUAAGAAACCAGUCCGGAAACAAACCGGAGGAUCCGUGCCGGUGUACCUCAAUGUGUACGAUCUGACCGCGAUUAAUGGCUACGCUUACUGGUUUGGCCUUGGUGUUUUCCAUUCAGGAGUUCAAGUUCACGGUGUGGAAUACGCAUUUGGAGCUCACGAGUACUCAACAACAGGAAUUUUUGAAGGAGUGCCGAAGCAAUGCCAUGGAUUUAGAUUUAGGAAGUCAGUUUUGAUAGGCAAAACAGAUAUGAAACCAUCAGAGGUGAGAGCAUUAAUGGAGGAACUUGCUCAAAUCUACAAAGGAAAUGCUUAUAAUCUAAUCACCAAAAACUGCAACCAUUUUUGCAACGACGCUUGUGUUAAACUCACAGAAAAUUCCAUCCCAAAUUGGGUUAAUCGCCUUGCUAGAAUUGGCUUUCUUUGCAAUUGUGUUCUACCAGUGACCUUCAAUUCCACCAGAAUCAGACACCACCACAGAAUUGAAGACAAAGUUGUAACCAUGGAAACAAAGAAGGAUUUAACAAGUCAAUCCACCAAAACUCCCAAUUCUAAUCCCUCUUCUUCUGCAACUUCUUCUCCUUCGUCGACGUUUCGUCGAGGAAGAAGCCGAACGAGACGAGCUCCUCCUCCAUCUUCUCCAUUGUUUUCUCAUUCUUCAUCUUCCUGAUAUAUGGACAUCACAGCUCCUAGAUAUGAAACAGUCACAGUUCUUAUCUUUUCCUUUAUGUCUUCUUCCUUGUGAUCUUGGAAUAUCACUCUCGAUCAGAAGCAUUCACUUGUAUGCUUUGGAUUCCCUUGAAAUGCUCUUUUUUCCCCUCUUCUUGUUCUUUUUCCCCCUCUUUUUCUUUUUGCAUCCAUCAUUUUGAAUACUCCAAAGGAACAAUUCCAAGUUGUAAAAGUUGAUAUUAUUGUGAACUUCAAAUCCCAAUUCAUAUUCUCAUAA
Cucurbita pepo subsp. pepo (vegetable marrow) is the source of this 1163-nucleotide messenger RNA. Its product is annotated as deSI-like protein At4g17486. Gene Ontology annotation, biological process: protein deubiquitination. Gene Ontology annotation, molecular function: deubiquitinase activity. Lineage: Eukaryota; Viridiplantae; Streptophyta; Magnoliopsida; Cucurbitales; Cucurbitaceae. The record is from RefSeq and is a predicted model, not a curated record.